AUCACCAGUGCGCUGUGUCCCUCUGACACAGCGGAUCAUGGAAAGAGCCGAAGAUGUCGGCUCGGUCAUGUGAUCAGCUGUGUCCAAUCACAGCUGAUCACAUGGGAAAUGUACACUGAUCAUCAGGGCACUGAUAAUCAGUGUGCCCUGAUGAUCAGCGUGGCCCCAGAAAUGCCACCUGUCAGUGUCCAUCAGUGCCAGCAGCCAGUGCCCAUCAGUGCCACAUCAAUGCCACAUAUCAGUGCCUACCAGUGCACAUCAAUGCCACAUAUCAGUGCCCAUCUGAGCUGCCUUUCAAUGUCACCCAUCAGUGCCAGUCAGUGCCACCUAUCAAUGCCAACCAGUGCCACCUAUCAGUGCUGCCAAUCAGUGCCACAUAUCAGUGCACAUCAG
Molecule: messenger RNA, 393 nt
Organism: Staurois parvus
Lineage: Eukaryota; Metazoa; Chordata; Amphibia; Anura; Ranidae
Source: the annotation of a GenBank genome assembly